This is a messenger RNA of Linum trigynum, 4182 nucleotides long. The record is from the annotation of a GenBank genome assembly. NCBI's taxonomy places the organism in Eukaryota, Viridiplantae, Streptophyta, Magnoliopsida, Malpighiales, Linaceae.
AUUAAAACACCAAUACUAUAUAGCAUAGUAGAAGUGCUCUUAUUUUAAUCAUCAAAAGAUCAACAACAACUUUUAGAAUCCAAUGCAUCAUUCAACCGCCACUCAGUUGCUCGAAAUGAAUGGUUCUAGUUGUCAUAUCAAAAUAUGUAUUAUACGUUUGUAAGUCGUUAUAUUUCAAAGAAAAUUAUACAUAGAAAUGGAAAAGUUGUUUGCAUGGUACUGCUCUCGAACUGUUGAGAGUAGCUAAUGCGUACAGUGUAAUAGAAAUACAGUAACAAAAUCAAUGCGCCAAUCUUGAUGGCGAUAUGUGACACAACUUAGAAUAACACAGAGCACAUGUCAGUUUUCUAUAAGUAACGGUUGUCAAAUUCCAAUCCACACAUAGGCACAAUGGAACUGCACAACAUCUACUCCUAUCUCCUCCUCCCUUUAUUUUUCCUCUACUUAGCCCACCUAGCGCUCAAAUCCACAAACACCGCCCGCCGCCUCCGCCGGAAACUUCCUCCGAGCCCACCGUCGGCGAUCCCGAUCCUCGGCCACGUCAGCCUCCUGAAACCCCCAAUUCACCGCACCUUCCACGCCCUCGCCCAAGACCUCGGCCCCAUCUUUUCCCUCCGCCUCGGGAGCCGCCUCGCCGUCGUAGUCUCCUCCGCCUCCUUGGCGGAGGAAUGCUUCACCAAAAACGACGUCGUCUUCGCCAACCGCCCCGAACUCAUCUUGUCCAAGCACAUCGGCUACAACUACACCACCGUGACCCAAGCCCCCUACGGCGACCACUGGCGCAACCUCCGCCGCAUCGGCGCCGUCGAGAUCUUCUCCGCCCACCGCCUCAACGCCUUGCUCCCCAUCCGCCGCGAGGAGGUCCGCCGCCUCGUGUCCAAGCUCGCGGCGGCCGGCAGCCCCCUCCGCCGCGUGGUGGAGCUGAAGUCGUUGUUUCGUGAGUUGACGUUCGACACCAUGAUGAGGAUGGUGGCCGGGAAGAGAUUCUACGGCGACGGCGAUGACCGGGGCAGCAGGGAGUUCAGGGAGGUGCUGAAGGAGGUGGUGUCACUCAGCGGCGCGACGAACCCGGCGGAUUUCGUGCCGGUGCUGAGGUGGCUUGACGGCGGGAAGUUCGAGAAGACGGUGGCCGAGCUGGCUCGAAGAACGGAUUCGUUCUUGCAAAAGUUGAUUGAGGAGCAUAGGAGCAAGAAGGAAAGGUUGGAUAGUGCGAAUACAAUGCUUCACCACUUGCUCGCGUUGCAGGAGUCUGAGCCUGAGUACUACACUGACCAGAUUAUCAAAGGGCUUGUUCUGGUCAUGUUGUUGGCCGGGACGGAUACUUCUGCAGUGACAUUAGAAUGGGCGAUGUCAAACCUUCUGAAUCACCCUGACAUAUUAGUCAAGGCAAGAGAAGAGCUGGACAAGCAAAUUGGCGAAGAACGCUUGGUAGAUGAGCUCGAUAUUUCUAGCCUCCCUUAUCUCCAGAACAUAAUUUUGGAGACACUUCGACUGUACCCGGCUGCUCCGCUCCUGGUCCCUCAUGCCUCAUCCGAGGAUUGUGUGGUUGGAGGGUACCAUUUGCCGCGUGGCACGUUGUUAUUGGUCAAUGCAUGGGCUAUCCAUAGGGACCCUGAUCUUUGGGACGAUCCCACGAGUUUUAGCCCCGAAAGGUACGAAAAUGGAGGGAAGGAAAGCCAUAAGCUGAUAGCUUUUGGAUUGGGUAGAAGGUCUUGUCCUGGUGCAGGCCUUGCCCAGCGAGUUGUGGGAUUCACUCUUGGGACAUUGAUCCAAUGCUUUGAAUGGGAAAGGUCCAGCGAGGAAGAGGUUGACAUGAAUGAAGGGAAAGGGAUGACAAUGCCUAAAGAGAAACCACUGGAGGCCAUCUGCAUAAGUCGUCCAAUUGUGAAGAAAUUUGUUUCUUGAAGAUAAAUAAAGACAUCCGAGAUCAAGACUUAAACAAGGAUGAGCAAAUGAAGCGAGGGGUGUGUUGGUAGGUUAAUAUUGUUCUAAAUAAGUAGUAUAUCAUUUUACUCAUAAAAUCAUACGAGUUCAAGGAGUAUAUUAUGGAUCAUUUUUUUACAUUAGAUCAUAGAUGGUGGUUCCUAUGAAAAUUAUUGAAAUCAACAAAACUAAAUCAUAGAUGGUGGUUCAUAUGAGUGACAUUGGAGAAGUUUAUUUUAUUGUGUUUACACCUAAAAUAUAACUCAUAUAAUACUCCUAGGUUAUUCACAAGUCGUUGAAUUCCUUUAUAAAGGCAUAUGUAUCUAGGAGGAUGAAUUUUUGGAGAGUAAUCCAAGAGAUUGAGUAUAUCUCAUAGAUCUAGCAUCUGUCUAAAGUCUGUCUAGGCUUCAUUCUCAAUAGGGACAUGACCAGGGGCGGAUCCAGAACUAGUUAAAGAGUGUUUCGGCAGGACACUUCUUUUUUUAGAGUAAAAAACUUUUCGAUUCCAAUAGUAAUUCAAGUAGAAAAAAAGAAGAAAAAAGUAGCAAUCUCUUUGAUCUGAACCGCUCUCUAAUAUUCUUUCCUCUUUUGCUAAGAAAAAAUAAAAACCACAUUCUAAUGAAGGCUUUUCAUGAAAGCAUGGUUUUGCCAUAGAGCAUUGAUAAUUUACAAUUUGUCUCCUUAUUUGUUUACGGUUGCAAUGGAAGUUCUUAAUGCUAUGCUUAAACUGGCAGUGAAACAGAACCACAUUCCCUUUCAUCCUCGAUGUAAACCGUUAGCAAUAACACAUUUGUGUUUUGCUGACGAUUUGCUUGUCCUUACAAAUGGUUAUGUGCGAGGUGUGGCUGGUGUUUGUCGGGUCCUUGAUGCUUUUUAUGUUGUUUCUGGAUUGAAGUGCAACCCAGAUAAAUGCCAAAUGUUCCGUGGAGGGAUAUCUGAAGAGGAGCAUCAUUUUUUAUCCUCUGUUUCAAGGUUUCCCUCGGGGCAUCUGCCUGUACGUUACCUUGGUGUUCCUCUAAUUACAGGGAAGCUUACUCGUGCUGAGUGUCGGGUACUUGUAGAGAAAAUUACUGCCAAGAUACGUAGUUGGAGGGCCAAGUCUCUAAGUUUCUCUGGUCGCUUUCAUCUGAUUUCUUCAUUUCUAACUAGUACUUUGCAAUUCUGGAUGAGUAUUUUUCUUCUGCCUCAGUUUGCCAUUAAGGAGGUUGAGCCAAUUUGUAAUAAGUUCUUGUGGGACAUCGAUGAUUCAUCAGUAAGGAAGAGGGCUGUUACAUCUUGGCAGUUUCUUGCUCGUCUAAAAAUAGAGGGUGGGCUUGGGAUUCGUAAUUUUUCUCUUUGGAACAAAGCAUGUGCUCUUCGACAUCCCUGGGCCAUUCUUGCUGAGGAGGGUUCUAUCUGGGUUGUGUGGAUCCGUCGUUAUCUGGUUAAGCAGUCUUCCAUUUUGGGCAUUAAAGUCUCUGAUGCUGGUUCAUGUAUUUGGAAACGAAUUCUCAAAUGUUGUGAGGUAGCACAUCCUUUCAUAUCACAUAUGGGGACUGUUUUGACGUGGGAUGGUGAUGUGAUGAAGUCUUACUCUGUUAAGAAUAUUUGGAACUCGCUGAGACAGCAUGGCAGGUCUGUGACGUGGUUCAAACUUGUAUGGGAUAAGCAUAUUAUCCCUCAUCAUGGUUUUAUUCUAUGCCUUGUUAUCCAUGACAAGUUAAAACUGCAUGACAAGUUGAUUGCGUGGGGGAAAGCCGGUCUUGGUACUCUGUGUGCUCUGUCCUGGAGGUUAUGAGACACGCUAUCAUCUAUUUGUUAAUUGUCAUAUAUCAGAAGUAUUCUUUCUUUGAUUUUGCAGUCUGCAGUUCCCCUAGAGCUGGGUGACUGGCAUUCUAUUUUACAGUGGUGUGUGACUUGAUGGAGUGGUGCAGCGGCUGAUGCUGUUUUACAUCGGAUGGCUUGGUGUGUGGUGAUAAGCCUAGUUUGGGGCGAACGCUACUCUAGGAUGUAUGGCUUGAAGAGUGCGAGAAGUCCCUCUCAUCUUGGCCUUAGAGGCAAAGUGGAUCCUUUAUUUCCGGUGCCAACUGGAUCAGACUUUGUUAGGUUGUUUGGAAUCUAGGGGGUUGGGGUAGUGUUCUUUCUUUAUGUUUCUUCCUUGUACAUGAAGAUUUUCAUUGUACAGACUUUGUUUGUGCUGAGGGCGCCUUAGUGUUUUGCUCAUGGUUGCCGGUUCUUAAUGCAUUUUUAAUUUAACCAUAAAAAAAUUGGAGAGCUGUC